AACCUACCCACUGUCAUCAAUGGUAUAUUGACUCCAGAACAACUAGAUGCUUACCAGAUAGUGUAUAGAAUUGAAGAGAUAACGCAAAAGAUUUCUACAAAUGAUAUAGCACCCCCAAAAAAACUUUCAAGGUCCCCUUCACCGCCACCGCAAUAUGAUGCUAGUGGUAAGAGAACAAAUACAAGAGAGGCUAGAUACAAAAAGAGUCUGGAGGAUGAAAGACAUCAUUUGAUUGAUAUUGCUGCUAGACUGGUUCCACACUACGUUGCACCAACUGAUUACAGAAGACCAAAAAGCUUAACACAAAAGUAUUUUAUACCCGUUAAAGAGCAUCCAGAACUAAACUUUAUCGGACUUUUACUAGGGCCUAGAGGUAAUACAUUAAGAAAACUUCAGGAAACAUCAGGAGCAAAGAUUGCUAUUAGAGGAAAAGGAUCAGUGAAGGAAGGUAAAAAUAGAGGUAUUACCCAGCAGCAAAAUAACCUUGAAGACCCAUUACAUUGUCUGAUCACUGGUGAUACAGAGGAAAAAGUUUUGGCUGGUAUAGAGGCUUGUAAAGAUGUUGUUAAUAGAGCUAUUUCAACUCCAGAGGGUCAAAAUGAUUUGAAGCGUGGUCAAUUAAGGGAACUAGCUGCUUUGAAUGGUACUUUAAGAGAAGAUGAUGAUAGACCUUGUACAAUUUGUGGGUUGAGAGGUCACAAGAGGUAUGAAUGUCCAAACCGUACCAAUUACACAAGUCAAGUUGUUUGUCGUGCAUGUGGUAAUACUGGUCAUUUUGCAAGAGAUUGUAAACAGAGAAAUACUGGAGGUGCCAGGGGCCCAUUCGAUGUCGAUCAAGAGUUUGAUAAUAUGUUGAAAGACAUAAAUGUGAACAAUUACACAAGAAAUAAUGAAGAUGAACAACCUUAUAAGAGAAGAAAUAUAAAUCCACAAUCUCCUUUCCCAGGAAAACCUCCAGCUGCUGCUACUUCACAACCACCAGGAUCAUUUGCUCCUCCUGGUGUAUCAGCUCCACCAGGAUUGACACCACCACCAGGAUUAGCACCACCACCAGGAGUCUCAGCACCACCAGGUUUAGCAGCUCCACCAGGUCUAAGUGCUCCACCAGGCCUAAGUGUGUCACCGAGCUUUCCAUCGAUAGGACCUGCUCCACAGGGUAUGACUCCACCCCCAGGAAUCUCAGCACCUCCAGGAAUAGGCGCACCACCAGGGCUA
Messenger RNA from Hansenula anomala, 1215 nucleotides. RefSeq names its product mRNA splicing protein MSL5 (gene MSL5). Gene Ontology annotation, cellular component: nucleus. The record is from RefSeq and is a predicted model, not a curated record. Gene Ontology annotation, molecular function: mRNA binding; zinc ion binding. Gene Ontology annotation, biological process: regulation of mRNA splicing, via spliceosome. The annotation marks the transcript as partial. The transcript has a single exon. Lineage: Eukaryota; Fungi; Ascomycota; Saccharomycetes; Phaffomycetales; Wickerhamomycetaceae.